AUGGCCGAUGUUACCGAUCUUGUGGAGGUUGUGCAUCAGCUUAAGGUUGAACGAGACACCUGGAAAGCCGUUGCUCUCCAAUACAAGGGCGCUUUCGAAGUGCAAACGGCUCGCCUGAGGGAGCUACAAGAUAUCUGCUUCGCUACGCAAGCAGAAUUGGAGAACGAACACGCUCAGUAUCGACGCUUAGAUCCUAGUCUCGAUGGCGCACCCCGCGAUCGUCUGCCCAGCUUGAAUAGCACAGCGGAUCAUCAAGAUGAACCCUCUUUUGGUACAGCAACCUUAUUUUCGCCGAGUCUAAUCGAUGUGAGUUGGCGAUUCAAGCCUUCUGAGAGCUGUUGCAAUCCCAUCUUCAAGCGCGUACAGCAGUUUUCAACCCAGCAAAACUACGGUACAGCUCUGGUCGAAAUUGAAAGGUUGUUACGAGGUCCGCUAAGCUCCAAAGCUCGUGCGGAGGGACUAUUGUUGAAGAGCAGCAUCUUGCAAGCGACCGGUCCUGACGCGCUCUACGAUGCCCUUGCAGCUUGCAGUGAGGCUCUCGAAAUUUGUGACCGUAUGUCAGAGCUAGAGUCUCUGCUACCAAAGAUCCAAUACCAACGCGGCAUCUACUAUUAUCAGCUUCGAAUGCUCCAACAAGCACGAGAUGCAUUUACGGCGAUCAGCAAAGACAACCUGCUAUUUGAGAGGGCCAACGAGUACCGUCAGUCGUGCGAUGACGAGCUUGAGUUGCUCCAUAUUCAAAAAGGUCGUUCCGCAUUUGACGAGAAACGAUCCACCUCGAUCACCGAUAGCUUUCUCGCGCAUCUAGAUGUCGGUUCGACACAUGGUAGAAUUCGCCGCACGAGUGCGCAGUUUAGAUUACGCGCCACCGCGAAGGCAAAGCGAAUGUCACUUCCUCACAGAUGGACGUCCUCAAGAACUGAUGAGGCUGGAUCUGGCUGA
This is a messenger RNA of Ascochyta rabiei, 942 nucleotides long. Its product is annotated as [Formate-C-acetyltransferase]-activating enzyme. Lineage: Eukaryota; Fungi; Ascomycota; Dothideomycetes; Pleosporales; Didymellaceae. The record is from RefSeq and is a predicted model, not a curated record. The coding region runs from base 1 to 942 and encodes 313 amino acids. The transcript is spliced from 2 exons. Gene Ontology annotation, molecular function: protein binding.